GUGGUGCGCAUCAUAAACUUAGGUUUUCUUUUGUUUUGUUGUUACUCGUUUUUUGUUUUUCGUUUUUUUGUUAGUGAAUUUAUAAUUUAUCAGAAAUGGAUGAGAACUAUAAAUGCCCACUUUGUGGGGAACGCUUCGAAUCUGAGGAAAUUAUUAAAAAUCACAUGAAAAGCUGCAUUGAUUCGUCUUCGAAUUUGAACCAAACCCCAAUUGAUCCCGCAGCGAACGGGGUAAUCACUUCUCAACCGAUCGCCGCCAAUGCAACUAGUUUUGCGCAACAAUCCGUACCAUCUCGAAAUGCACCCGAUGAAUAUGUCGGUUGUUGUUACGGCUGUUGCAGCGAUGAAGAUGGUGAUGCGUACACUAGUGACCACCAGCGAGGAAUAACAUCAACAACAUCUUCAUCGGACCACGUGGAGCCGCUUGGGGGUGGUGGAGGUUGGUUUAGCAGUAGUGGUGACAAUGGAGGCGCCAACGAUAACGACUGCAAGUGGGAUUCGGGAGGUGGAGGAGGAGGUUGCGAUUCUGGAGGAGGUGGUGAUUCUGGAGGAGGCGGUUGUGGGGGUGAUUCCGGAGGUGGAGAUUGUGGUGGAGGGGGAUCUAGUUCCUGUGAUUGAUAAACAGGUUUGUUAAUAAGAAAAAUGUAUAAGUGUUAUUCAGUGAGUUAUUUUUUAACCACAUCUACAGUAUUUACAAUCGUUUAAAUUUUGAAUAAAAUGCGUUUUUUUAUAACAA
Culex pipiens pallens (northern house mosquito) is the source of this 735-nucleotide messenger RNA. RefSeq names its product loricrin-like. Bases 96 to 617 code for a protein of 173 amino acids. The record is from RefSeq and is a predicted model, not a curated record. The transcript has 2 exons. NCBI's taxonomy places the organism in Eukaryota, Metazoa, Arthropoda, Insecta, Diptera, Culicidae.